Messenger RNA from Scleropages formosus (Asian bonytongue), 10563 nucleotides. RefSeq names its product huntingtin (gene htt). Lineage: Eukaryota; Metazoa; Chordata; Actinopteri; Osteoglossiformes; Osteoglossidae. The record is from RefSeq and is a predicted model, not a curated record. Gene Ontology annotation, cellular component: cytoplasm; nucleus. The coding region runs from base 238 to 9696 and encodes 3152 amino acids. The transcript is spliced from 67 exons.
GCUGUCAGAGCGCCCACUUCCUCGGGAGGUCGACGGGAUGUAUCAAAGAUGGCUCGCGGAACUGGACGUAGCUCGAACUGCGUCCCAUUCAUUUGAGCGCGGCGCCGCGGACACCAAGAAGGACCCGCGGUGACGGGAGCGAGGGCUGCGGGCCGGGAGACUCUCGCUCGCUUCGGCACGUUGGCCUGCUUUGGUUUCCGACGCGCUGCUGCGGCGUAAACAUUGGUGCCCGCUAAAAUGGCCACCCUGGAGAAGCUGUACAGGGCCUUCGACUCGCUCCGGACGCUGCAGCAGCAGCAGGGGCCGCCGUCAGCCGAGGAGCUCGCGCAGAGGCAGAAGAAAGACCUCGCUGCCACCAAAAAGGACCGUGCAACUCACUGCUUGACAAUAUGUGAGAACAUCGUGGCCCAGUCCUUGAGGACAUCCUUUGAGUUCCAGAAGUUGCUUGGGAUGGCCAUGGAAACAACGUUAGUAUGCUGCGACGACGCUGAGUCUGAUGUUAGGAUGGUGGCAGAUGAGUGCCUCAACAAAAUCAUCAAGGCACUUAUGGACUCCAGCCUUCCCCGUCUGCAGCUUGAACUGUACAAAGAGAUCAAGAAGAAUGGUGCAUCGCGAAGCCUCAGGGCCGCGCUGUGGCGAUUCGCUGAGCUCUCCCAUCUCAUUCGCCCACAGAAAUGCAGGCCCUACCUAGUGAACCUGCUGCCCUGCCUGACGCGCAUCUGUAAGCGACCGGAGGAGGCUGUUCAAGAGACGCUGGCUGCCGCCAUUCCAAAAAUCAUGGCAGCACUUGGGAAUUUUGCCAACGACAGCGAGCUCAAGGUGCUCCUGAAGGCGUUUGUGGCAAACCUGAAGUCGAGCUCCACCACGAUCCGGCGCACAGCAGCCAGCUCGGCGGUCAGUGUCUGCCAGCACUCUCGUCGGCCCCAGUAUUUCUACACCUGGCUGCUGAAUGUGCUACUCGGUCUCCUCGUGCCUGUGGACGAUGAGCACCCUAGUCCCCUCAUCCUCGGGGUACUGCUGACGCUGCGCUACUUGAUGCCCCUCCUUCAGCAGCAAGUGAAGGACACUACAAUGAAAGGCAGCUUUGGGGUGACACGCAAGGAAGCAGAUGUCUCCCCUUCGCCAGAGCAGCUGGUGCAGGUGUAUGAGUUGACACUGCACUACACGGAGCACUGUGACCACAACGUGGUGACGGCUGCCCUGGAGCUCCUACAGCAGACGCUUCGAACGCCUCCUCCUGAUUUGCUGCACGUGCUCAUCGCACCCGGGAGCAUGCUGUGCGUUUCCGUGUCCCGUGAGGAAGCAGAGAACCGCGCGCGCAGCGGCAGCAUCCUGGAGCUCAUCGCCGGAGGAGGGUCUUCAUGCAGUCCGCUUCUCCUCCGGAAACAGAAAGGCAAACUGCUCUCUGGAGAGGAAGAGGGGCUGGAGGAUGACCCAGAGACCAGGUCAGAGGUCAGCACUGGAGCCUUCACUGCCUCAGUGACCAGUGACAACGCGAGUGAUGCACCUUCGUCCUCGGGGGUCUCUACCCUGGCCUCCGUGGACAUCAUCACGGAGCAGCCGCGCUCUUCGCAACAUAGCCUGCAGCCUGGCGACUCCGUGGACCUGAGUGCCUCCUCAGAACAAGGCACGGCCGACACUCCUGAUGAGGAGGACAUGCUGAGCCACAGCUCCAGCCAGGUCAGCAGUGCAGGAGCGCCCGACGGCAACCGCCCGGCCUCCUCCCCACCCAGCGACAGCUCCCAAACCACCACGGAGGGGCCUGACUCUGCUGUUACACCCUCCGACUGCGCCGAGCUUGUAAGUGUGCUGCGGCAGGCUGGUCCACCCUCUCCGACCUUCACCGAGGGGCCCGACGCCUCCUCCAGCUCGGACUUCGGGUCGUCCAGCACUACUUCCUCUUCUUCCUCUUCUUCCAUCGCUAGUGGUAGUGACAAGGUUCUUGAUGGCAGCGAGAGCCAGUACUCUGGGAUGCAGAUUGGGACACUACAGGAUGAAGAGGAAGAGGCGACCAACCCCACCCCUGAGGAAUCCCUGGAGCCCCUCUCUCGGACUGCGCUCGUGCUGAGCAAACCUCACUUGAUGGAGGGCAAGGGGCACAGUCGGCAUUCCUCAGAUAGCAGCGUUGACAGGUUCCUGCCCAAGGAAGAGGUCAUGGAUUUGGCAGAACUGGAGAACAAGCCGUCAAGAAUAAAAGGUGACAUUGGCCACUAUACAGACCAGAAAGCAGAGCCACUAGUGCACUGCAUCCGGCUGCUGUCUGCUUCGUUCCUCCUCACUGGACAAAGUAGUGGCCUGAUCCCCGACAAGGAGGUACGGGUGAGUGUAAAGGCGUUGGCUGUGAGCUGUGUUGGUGCCGCUGCUGCCCUGCUCCCUGAGGCCUUCUUCAACAGGCUUUACUGUGAGCCCCUGGAGGGCCAGCCCCCUGAUGAGCAACAGUAUAUAACUGACAUUCUGAAGUACAUUGACCAUGGGGACCCGCAGAUCCGUGGGGCCACUGCCAUAGUCUGUGGAACUGUGAUCGCCUCUGUUCUCAACAAAACCCGCUUCAACGUGGAGCUGUGGCUUGCCAGCAUCAAAAGUUCCACAGGAAACCCCAUCUCCCUGGUGGACUUUGUGCCUUUGCUGCAGAAAACCUUGAGAGACCCAUCCUCUGUCACCUGUAAGAUGUCCUGUGCUGCUGUAAAGCAUUGCAUCAUGGCCCUAUGCUGCAGUAGCUACAGUGAGCUGGGCCUGCAGUUGAUCAUCAACCUCCUGACCCUCAGGGACUGUUCCUACUGGCUGGUCAGGACAGAGUUGCUUGACACUCUGGCUGAGAUUGAUUUCAGAUUGGUCAGUUUCCUGGAAAGAAGAACGGAGAGUUUGCACAGAGGAGACCACCACUACACAGGACUGCUGAAGUUGCAGGACCGCGUGCUGAACGAUGUCGUAAUUUACCUGCUUGGGGAUGAGGAUGCCCGAGUUCGCCAUAUGGCAGCCGCGACAGUGAGCAGGCUGGUGCCCAGGCUAUUCUACAACUGCGACCAGGGCCAGGGGGACCCGGUGGUAGCCAUUGCUAGGGACCAGAGCAGCGUGUACCUGCAGCUGCUGAUGCAUGAGACGCAACCACCCUCUCACUUCACUGUCAGCACCAUUACCAGGACAUACAGAGGGUACAGCCUCUCUCCGAGUGCCUCUGACAUCACUCUGGAGAACAACCUGUCACGCGUGAUCACAGCAGUGUCUCAUGCCCUCACUUCAUCCACCUCCAGAGCCCUCACAUUUGGUUGCUGUGAGGCCCUGUGCCUCCUGUCCUCCGCAUUCCCAGUGUGCAGCUGGAGUGUGGGCUGGCACUGUGGGUACGUCAGCUCCUCUGCCGGUCAUCUGAACCGCUCUAGUUUGUACAAGAACAGGAGCCGUUCUUUCAGCAUGUCGCAGCCAGGCACCGGAGACGAUGCAAAGAAGACCUUGACCGUUGGAAUGGCCAAUGUGAUGCUGUCAUUGCUUUCCUCUGCCUGGUUUCCCCUCGAUCUUUCAGCACACCAGGAUGCCUUGGUGCUGGUGGGCAAUCUCCUUGCAGCUGUUGUUCCCAAGUGCAUGAAAAGCCCCUGGACAGGGGAGGAAGAGUCCAGUUCAGGGAACAUCAAGCAGGAGGAGUCAUGGCCAGCACUUGCUGACCGCACCUUGGUCACCAUGGCGGAGCAGCUCUUCUCCCACCUGCUGAAAAUCCUCAACAUCUGCGCACAUGUAGUGGAUGAUGUGGCUCCUGGUCCUGCCAUUAAGGCCACACUCCCUUCACUUGCCACCACCCCAUCCUUAAGCCCCAUUAGAAGGAAAAGCAAAGAGAAGGAGCCUGUGGAGCCCAGCACGGCCCCCAUGAGUCCUAAGAAGGGCAGCGAAGGCAGUCAAGCAUCUAGACCCACGGAGAGCACAGCGACGACGACUGUCAACAAGUCCACGUCACUGGGUAGUUUCUGCCACCUGCCCCCCUACCUGAAACUGUACGAAGUGUUGAAAGCUACUCAUGCAAACUACAAGGUAACGCUCGACCUUCAUAGCACCAAUGAGAAAUUUGGCAGUUUUCUCAGGUCAGCUUUGGAUGUGUUGUCUCAGCUCUUAGAAUUGGCCACGCUACAUGACAUCGGAAAGUGUGUCGAGGAGAUCUUGGGCUACUUGAAGUCAUGUUUCUCCAGAGAACCCACCAUGGCCACCAUCUGUGUCCAGCAGCUGUUGAAGACGCUCUUCGGGACGAACCUGGCUUCCCAGUACGAUGGUUCUUCGUCCAAUCCCUGCAAGUCCCAGGGCAAGGCUCUGCGGCUGGGCUCAUCCAGCCUGAGGCCAGGCCUCUACCAUUACUGCUUCAUGGCGCCCUACACCCAUUUCACUCAGGCACUGGCCGAUGCCAGUCUGCGCAACAUGGUGCAAGCCGAACAGGAACAGGACACCUCAGGGUGGUUUGAUGUGAUGCAGAAAGUGUCCAACCAGUUGAAAUCCAGUAUCACCAAUGUUACCCGCCACCGAGGGGAUAAGAAUGCAAUCCACAACCACAUCCGUCUGUUUGAGCCGCUGGUGAUCAAGGCACUGAAACAGUAUACCACCAGCACCUCCGUUCUCCUGCAGAGGCAGGUCCUGGAUCUGCUGGCCCAGCUUGUGCAGCUGCGCGUCAACUACUGCCUGUUGGACUCAGAUCAGGUGUUCAUUGGCUUUGUUCUGAAGCAGUUUGAAUAUAUUGAAGUUGGGCAGUUCAGGGAUUCCGAGGCCAUUGUACCGAACAUCUUCUUCUUCCUGGUGCUGCUGUCAUAUGAGCGGUACCACUCCAAGCAGAUCAUCAGCAUCCCCAAGAUCAUCCAGCUGUGUGAUGGCAUCAUGGCUAGUGGCAGGAAGGCUGUCACUCACGCCAUCCCUGCACUACAGCCCAUCGUCCAUGACCUGUUUGUGUUACGAGGCUCCAAUAAGGCCGAUGCAGGCAAGGAGCUGGAGACCCAGAAGGAGGUGGUGGUCUCCAUGCUGCUUCGCCUCAUCCAGUACCACCAGGUCCUAGAGAUGUUCAUCCUGGUGCUGCAACAAUGCCACAAGGAGAACGAGGACAAGUGGAAGAGACUGUCACGCCAGAUUGCCGACAUCAUCCUGCCCAUGAUUGCCAAGCAGCAGAUGCAUUUGGACUCUCAUGAGGCACUUGGGGUUCUGAACACGCUGUUUGAGACGGUGGCCCCCUCCUCCCUGCGGCCGGUGGACAUGCUGCUGAAGAGCAUGUUUGUGACCCCAGGCACUAUGUCGUCAGUCAGCACGAUGCAGCUGUGGAUCUCAGGCAUUCUGGCAGUGCUGCGGGUGCUCAUCUCCCAGUCCACGGAAGACAUUGUGCUGUCCCGUGUGCAGGAGCUCUCUCUCUCGCCCUUUCUCCUCUCCUGCCCUGCCAUUGAGCGGCUCCGUGAUGACAGCCACCGUACAGUUCCACCUGAGGAGCUCAAUGGGGAUCCGCAGCGGCCUCCUCCGGAGGAGACUUUCGCAAGGUUCCUGCUACAGCUCGUGGGUGUGCUCCUGGAGGACAUCGCCACCAAACAGGUGAAGGUGGACAUGAGCGAGGAGCAGCACACAUUCUACUGCCAACAGCUGGGCACCCUGCUCAUGUGCCUCAUCCACAUCUUCAAGUCUGGCAUGUUCCGGCGUAUCACAGCUGCAGCCACCAAAUUGCUGAAAGCAGAGGGUGGUGACGGUAACUUCUAUACUCUGGAGAGGCUCAAUAACCUGGCGCAGAGCCUCAUCACUACCCACCCAUCCCUAGUGUUGCUCUGGUGUCAGAUCCUCCUCCUCAUCAACUAUACCAACUACGCCUGGUGGUCAGAAGUACACCAGACACCCAGGAGACACAGCCUGUCCAGUACCAAGCUGUUGAGCCCGCAUUCCUCGGGGGAUGGGGAAGAGGACAGACCAGAGUCUCGGCUCGCCGUGUGCAACAGAGAGAUCGUCCGCCGGGGAGCCCUGGUCCUCUUCUGCGACUACGUGUGCCAGAACCUGCAUGACUCGGAGCACCUGACGUGGCUCAUUGUGAACCACGUGCGGGACCUGAUCAGCCUUUCUCAUGAGCCUCCGGUGCAGGACUUCAUCAGCGCUGUGCACCGCAACUCUGCGGCCAGCGGCCUCUUCAUCCAGGCCAUCCAGUCGCGCUGUGAAAACCUGUCCACUCCCACAAUGCUGAAGAAGACUUUGCAGUGCUUGGAGGGAAUCCACCUUAGCCAGUCAGGGGCGCUACUGAUGCUCUAUGUGGACAAGCUAAUCAACACUCCGUUCCGUGUACUGGCACGCAUGGUGGACACUCUAGCCUGCCGGCGUGUGGAGAUGCUGCUGGCCGAGACUCUCCAGAACAGUAUAGCCCAACUUCCAGUGGAAGAGUUGGAUCGGAUUCAGGAGUACCUGCAGAGCAGUGGUUUAGCCCAGAGGCACCAGCGGCUCUACUCCCUACUGGACAGGUUCAGAGCCACCAUCGCAGAGGACACGAGCAGCCCCCUGCCACCCGUCACCUUGCACCCUCUCGAUGGAAAACCUCCACCUCCACCUGAGACAGUCACACCUGAUAAGGACUGGUAUAUGGCGCUGGUAAAGUCACAGUGUUGCCUGUGCUCUGACACUGCCUUGCUGGAGACAACUGAGCUGCUGACCAAACUGCCCCAGGAGGAACUGUCUUCCGUCAUGACGUGCAAGGAAUUCAACCUGAACUUUCUGUCUACAUGCCUGAGCUUGGGUGUCCAGCGUCAGCAUCACGACCAGGACGGUGUAUUGCUGGAGACCACACUAAAGCUUACCCUGGACCAUCUCUCAAGGACCAUACAGCUACUGCCCAACCCACACAGGCCAUUUUUGCCUCCAGCCAAUCCAGGUGACCCUGACUAUUGGGACAAGCUCUCCGACAUCUAUGGGGAGCCGGCUUUCUACCACACAGUGAUGAGCCUGUGCAGAGCCCUCAGUCAGUACCUGCUGGCCCUGCCCAAGCUUCCUGCUGCACAGCAGAUCCCCAGGGACCAGGAGGCCCUCAUCGUCAGGUUCACUGUGGUGAUCAUGGAGAUGGUGCUGUGGCGUCUUCUGCAGGACCGGGUUCCCCUGAGCAUAGACUUACAGGCAGCUCUGUCCUGUUGCUGCCUGGCUCUGCAACAGCAGGCGAUAUGGACCCUCCUGGCCUCGGUUCCCUAUGCCAGCCAUGCCUGCUCGCUCAUCCACUGCACACGCUUGCUCAUCGAGGCAGUGGCAGUAAAACCUGGAGAGCAGCUCCUGCAGCCAGACAGAAAGAAGGGUUCCUCUGACAGGAGUAACGAGGAGGACCAAGUGGACUCUCUGUCUGGAGAUGGUGUCUGCGUGCGGCGGGCGUGUGAGGUCAUGUCGGAGCUGGUGGAGGGUCUGCAGAGUGUGCUGGCGCCAGGUCACCCCAGGAAUGCCAGGAUCCCAGCCUUCCUCACCCCAACGUUGCGCAACAUCGUCAUUAGCCUGGCUAGGCUGCCGUUAGUCAACAGCUAUACCAAGGUGCCUCCACUGGUCUGGAAGCUAGGCUGGUCCCCCAGGCCGAGUGGAGAGUUUGGCACGUCCCUGCCAGAGAUCCCUGUGGAGUUCCUGCAGGAGAAGGAGGUCUUCAGGGAGUUCCUGUACCGCAUUAACACCCUGGGGUGGAGCAGUCGUACGCAAUUUGAGGAGACCUGGGCCACUCUGCUAGGGGUGCUGGUCACCCAGCCAAUCACUAUGGACCACGGGGAGGAGAGUCAGCAGGAGGAGGACCUGGAGAGGACCCAGAUCAACGUGCUUGCUGUGCAGGCCAUCACGUCUCUGGUGCUGAGCGCCAUGACGCUCCCGGUGGCUGGGAAUCCUGCCGUUAGCUGCCUGGAGCAGCAGCCCCGCAACAAGACCCUCAAAGUGCUGGACACACGGUUCGGGAGGAAGCUGAGUGUUAUUCGUGGCAUGGUGGAGCAGGAGAUCCAGGCCAUGGUUUCCAAGCGGGACAAUAUUGCUACACACUUCCCAUACCAAGCCUGGGACCCUGUGCCCUCCCUGAGCUCCUCCUCCACUGGGACCCUGAUCAGCCAUGAGAAACUCCUCCUGCAGAUUAACACAGAGAGGGAGAUUGGCAACAUGGAGUACAAAUUGGGACAGGUCUCCAUCCAUUCUGUGUGGCUCGGCAACAACAUCACGCCUCUGCGGGAGGAAGAAUGGGGUGACGAUGAAGAGGAUGAAACGGACGCUCCAGCCCCAACAUCACCCCCCACCUCUCCCAUCAACUCCAGGAAGCACCGGGCUGGUGUAGACAUACACUCCUGCUCCCAGUUCCUGCUGGAGCUCUACAGCCAGUGGAUCUUGCCUAGUAGCCCAAGUCACAGGAAGACCCCAGUGGUCCUGAUCAGCGAGGUGGUGCGCUCGCUGCUGGCCGUGUCUGACCUGUUCACGGAGAGGAACCAGUUUGAGAUGAUGUACAGCACGCUGAGCGAGCUGCAGAAGGUUCACCCGGCCGAAGAUGAAAUCCUCAACCAGUACCUGGUGCCCGCCAUCUGCAAAGCAGCUGCAGUACUGGGCAUGGACAAGGCCACAGCUGAGCCGGUGUGCCGCCUGCUCGAGGGAGCCCUUCGCAGCACCCACAUGCCCAGUCGCAUUGGCGCCCUGCAUGGUGUUCUCUACGUGCUUGAGUGCGACCUGCUUGAUGACACUGCCAAACAGCUCAUCCCUUUUGUCAGCGAGUACCUGCUCACCAACCUGCGUGCUGUUGCCCACUGUGUGCACCUGCAUAAUCAGCAACAUGUGUUAGUGAUAUGUGCAGCUGCAUUCUACAUGAUGGAGAACUACCCGCUGGACGUUGGGUCAGAGUUCACCGGCGGUGUAAUCCAGGCGUGUGGGGUCAUGGUGUCAGCCAGUGAGGAGGCCACGCCCUCGGUAGUGUACCACUGUGUGCUGCGUGGCCUGGAACGCCUCAUGCUCUCGGAGCAGCUCUCCCGACUGGAUGCUGAAGCGCUGGUGAAGCUGAGCGUGGACCGUGUCAACAUGCCCAGCCCCCAACGAGCCAUGGCCGCCCUGGGCCUCAUGCUCACCUGCAUGUACACAGGCAAAGAGAAAUGCAGCCCCGGCCGGACCACGGAUGCCGACCCUACGGCCCCCGAUAGCGAGUCGGUCAUCGUGGCCAUGGAACGCGUCUCUGUGCUCUUUGACCGGAUCAGGAAGGGCUUCCCGUUUGAAGCUCGCGUGGUGGCACGAGUUCUUCCCCAGUUCCUGGAUGACUUCUUCCCCCCGCAGGAUGUCAUGAACAAGGUCAUCGGGGAGUUCCUGUCCAAUCAGCAACCGUACCCACAGUUCAUGGCUUCUGUGGUCUACAAGGUGUUCCAGACGCUGCAUGCCACAGGCCAGUCGUCCAUGGUGCGUGACUGGGUGCUCCUGUCGCUGUCCAACUUCACCCAAAGGACCCCGGUGGCCAUGGCCAUGUGGAGUCUGUCUUGCUUCUUCGUCAGCGCCUCUACCAGCCCCUGGAUCUCUGCUCUCCUGCCUCAUGUCAUCAGCCGUAUGGGCAAGUCGGAGGUGGUCGACGUGAGCCUCUUCUGCCUUGUAGCCAUGGACUUCUAUAAGCAUCAGAUCGAUGAAGAGCUGGAUCGCCGGUCCUUCCAGUCCGUCUUUGAGAUGGUUGCGAUGCCUGGCAGCCCUUACCACCGGCUGCUAGGCUGCCUGCACAACAUCCAUCAAGUCACCCCCUUCUGAAGAGGCGCCUUGAUCGGGUUUGCGUUCGAAGGUGAGGGGUGGAGGGUGGGCGUCAUCGCUCUCACCCCUCCUCCAGCACCGGAAGGCAUAGUGUCCCACUGCCACUAAACUCGCAUCUCCUCCAAGAAAAAUAUUGUCUUUUAGCCCCUCACAAACAGUCUGGCUGUAAUGCUUUUCGGUUUGGCUUUGGCCCCUGCACUGACCUGUACAUAAGAGUUUUGUCAGCACUUGAAACUAAAGUACAUAUGAAUGAAAAUUAAUUGAGACUUUUCUUGAAGGGACUGCAGAAGCCAUGUCUAAGAGGACCUCCUAUAGUUAAAGGAAAGUACUUCUAUUUUUGGGUGAGCUUUCUUACAGAGAUUGAAUUGAUUACUAUAUACGAUGGGCCUGGGAAGUGCUAGAAGCCUGCUUGAUAUUGUCAGUGGUUAUCCUUGUAGUUUUUAUUUUUAUUAUCACUGUUCGGUGCUGAUGAAGAGCGGGAGAGUCCAGGGUUCAAUAUUGUUGUGAAAAUGAAUUUUCUAAAUAGCCAUAGUGAACUGACAAGGCUGAGGCUGUGUGACUGUGUGCUGCAGGGAAGUCACAGGUCGUUCUUGGCAUGUUGCAAUCAUUCCCUAUAUGCAGUGAUUCGGCAAAGUAUGUGUCUGUGAAUCUGUAAAGAGGCAAGGGAAAAGAAAAUGCUUUUUUUUUCUUGUUUGUGCUUUCUUAAUUCUCAGGAUGUAAGAAGUGAUAUACUGACUGGAAGUAUCUUUCAAUGGAAACAUGUCUAUAUCUUGUAAAGUAUGUACAAUUGUAAAACCUGUGGUGCACGAGAUCUGUGUUUAAAAAUCAAAAAAAAAAAAAAAAAAAAACACAAAGAAAUCCUGAAAC